UACUUCUGCACUUAUCGUCGUUUACCAACACAUAGAUUUUCUUGAGCACUCGCCACGUAAAAAGUGGUUCGAUUUAGGAUUUUUAAAAUACCUGACAUACAAUAUAAGAUUUAACCAUGGCUCCUCCACAGAAGGGAAAACAGGGCACCAAAGGAGCCAAGCAAAUCGUAGAGGAAAACAAGACCACUCUGGCCUUCUACAGGAAUAUGGCUAUCGGCUGUGCCACUACGUCUCUACUGAUAAGUUUUCUAGUCUUCGAGAUCACUAAAACGGUUGUGUUCAUGCACAUACUGGCCCUCUUGAUCCUUGGUGGUGCUUACCAGUUUAUGUUCUUCAUGUCGCGGCCGAAGUACUCAGAGAGCGGGAGUCUUCUGGACUCUGGAAACGAUCUGAACAUGGAGGGCGGCAUAGCAGAAAAUGUGAAGGACCUUAUUAUUCUAACUUCGGGAACGCUUCUGCUAGCUUUAAUCUCCAACUAUUUCUGGCUGGUGCUGCUCCUGGCGCCCCUCCGAGCGGGUUGGAUGCUGUGGGGAUCAAUCAUCCAGCCCUGGCUGUCGCAACGCAACGCUCAGGAAGAGAAUCCCGAGGUGGACGAGAAGAAACAGAAGAAGAUGGAGCGCAAGAUGCGGCGCAUGAGAUAGAAGGCCCCAACUGGUCAUCCACUAUUUUAAUGAGAUUCUACGUUUACUCGUGUGUGUCCGGAGCUUGGAAGUUGUUAAAAUCUUAAAUUAAACUGCUCAAGACAAAACACAACCCAGGGUUUUGGUUAGUUAAAGCAUUUUGUGCGGUUUAAUUGCAAUGAAUUCGCUAUGUUGGCAGAAAUACUGUGACCCCUGUCCAAACUUAAAUUUUUUGGUGCAUUGUAUAUAUAUACUUGUGUGUAACAUUAAGUCAUGUGUGCACCUAAUCAACAGGAACAAGUGCAGUGAGAGAAAUUAUGAAAUUAAGCAAAAUAAUAAAAUAAGCUUUUGCAACAA
Messenger RNA from Drosophila bipectinata, 977 nucleotides. RefSeq names its product transmembrane protein 208. Gene Ontology annotation, biological process: vacuolar protein processing. Gene Ontology annotation, cellular component: intracellular membrane-bounded organelle. The record is from RefSeq and is a predicted model, not a curated record. NCBI's taxonomy places the organism in Eukaryota, Metazoa, Arthropoda, Insecta, Diptera, Drosophilidae.